Molecule: messenger RNA, 612 nt
Organism: Aphis gossypii (cotton aphid)
Lineage: Eukaryota; Metazoa; Arthropoda; Insecta; Hemiptera; Aphididae
Exons: 1
Coding region: 1-612 (203 amino acids)
Source: RefSeq, a predicted model, not a curated record
AUGCCUAUAAUCAGAGUUAAUGAUAAAGAAAAAUUAAAACUGUUGAAAGUGAUAGAUUCACGUAAAACGUUAUCAUGUGCGUUCAGAACCUGGGAUCUAUGUGAAUAUCCUGUACUACCUAGAAAUACUUCACAUUCAUGGACGAUAAAGUCUAGCAGCUUGCUUGAAAAACCUAGAUUUAUUUUGUUUGGAUUACAAACAGAUAGAAAAAAAAAUAUAGAAAACGACGCUGGGCGCUUUGACCACUGCCAACUAAAAAAUCUUAAGGUACACUUAAAUUCUGAAGUGUUUCCAUAUGAAGAUUUUCGUGCUGAUUUUAAAAAUAAUACCAUCAGCUCACUGUAUAAAGCCUAUACAGACUUUCAAAAAUUGUAUUACGAGAGAGAUUAUUCUGAACCAUUGUUAUCAAAAAAUGUUUUUCAAACAUAUGUUCCAAUCGUCGUUGUCGAUUUAUCGCAUCAGAAUGAUAAAGUAAAAGCAUCGACCAUAGACCUACGAGUAGAAUUUGAAACGGAUACGGUUAUUCUUGAGAAAACUGCAGCUUAUUGUUUAAUUUUACAUGAUCAGAUUAUAACUUAUAACCCGUUUAGCGGUGAUGUUAGAAAACUGUAA